This is a messenger RNA of Hibiscus syriacus, 279 nucleotides long. Its product is annotated as transcription factor HHO2-like. Gene Ontology annotation, biological process: regulation of DNA-templated transcription. The record is from RefSeq and is a predicted model, not a curated record. NCBI's taxonomy places the organism in Eukaryota, Viridiplantae, Streptophyta, Magnoliopsida, Malvales, Malvaceae. The transcript is spliced from 2 exons. Gene Ontology annotation, molecular function: DNA binding; DNA-binding transcription factor activity. The coding region runs from base 1 to 264 and encodes 87 amino acids.
AUGAGUUCUAGCAGAGCGGUUUCGUGUUCGUCCAAGGCGAAUUUCCGGUCGCUGUUCAAUCACCAACACCGCCACAAGCAGCAACAGCAGGGUGUUAGAAAGCAAAGGAGGUGUUGGUCAUCGGAGUUGCAUCGCCUGUUUGUCAAUGCCUUGCACAAAUUAGGAGGCUCUCAAGUGGCAACUCCGAAACAGAUUAGGGAACUCAUGCAAGUAGAUGGCUUGACCGAUGAUGAAGUUAAGAGUCAUUUGCAGGCGAGUUCUUAGUUCCUUGUAUUAAUG